Punctularia strigosozonata HHB-11173 SS5 is the source of this 1182-nucleotide messenger RNA. RefSeq lists its product as uncharacterized. Bases 1 to 1182 code for a protein of 393 amino acids. The transcript has 7 exons. The record is from RefSeq and is a predicted model, not a curated record. Gene Ontology annotation, molecular function: Atg8-family ligase activity. Lineage: Eukaryota; Fungi; Basidiomycota; Agaricomycetes; Corticiales; Punctulariaceae. Gene Ontology annotation, biological process: autophagosome assembly; autophagy of mitochondrion; nucleophagy. Gene Ontology annotation, cellular component: cytosol; cytoplasmic ubiquitin ligase complex.
AUGCCUGCUGCCCGUGGCGAACAUAUCCGGAGAAACUUGGGCGAAGUGACGGGCACCGCAAACCUCGAUAGACUCCAACAAUACUGGGCUGUCCGCGAUUACCUGAGCCCCGUUCUCAAAGAAUCCAAGUUCAAGGAGCACGGUCGUAUCACGCCUGAGGAGUUCGUUGCGGCGGGCGAUUUCCUUACGUACAAGUUCCCGGUAUGGACAUGGGAGAAGGGUGAUGCCUCCAAGGCUCGCGAUUAUUUGCCCGCCGAUAAACAAUAUUUGGUCACACGCGGCGUGCCCUGUCUUCGACGCGCCACAUCUCUCGCAUAUACCGAUGCAGACGAGGAUGCGGAACGUCUCCUAAAUAUCGGCGAUGGCCCCGCAGUCGAAGGCGACGAAUGGGUCGAGACGCAUACUGGUCGCAUUUCCGAGGGUAACCCGUCCCAGAUCGACGACAUACCCGAUGCCGACGACGAAGAACACGAGAUAAGCGGGAAGAUGGCGAACUUGGGCCUGGGGAAGCACGGUGCUGACAGUGGCGGAACGGCGGUAGGAGAUAUUCCGGACAUGGACGAGAUUCCGGACAUGGAAGAGGACUUUGAAGAAGCGGAGGAUGAGGCCGUCAAGAAGCCCGCUACUUCACCAGCGGAUGGGAAGGUCGUUGACGGGGCGGAGGUAGAGGUGGCGAAGGGCAACCUUCUGCAGGUCCGGACGUACGAUGUGAUGAUCACGUACGACAAGUACUAUCAGACGCCUCGUAUUUGGUUGGUCGGGUACGAUGAGAAUCGGUCACCGCUGACCCCUCCGCAAAUAUUCCAAGACGUCUCCGCCGAGCACGCCUUCAAGACCGUGACCAUUGAGCCAUUCCCGCACUCAGCGUCCCUUCAAGCCGCGUCCGUACAUCCUUGCAAACAUGCCAAUGUUAUGAAGAAAGUCAUCGAGAGGAUGAAUAAUUCUGUGAUUGCUUCGCAACUUGCGCAACAAACCGGGACAAGCAGCUCAAGCAAGAGCAUCAAUGCGGGCAAGGAGAAGCGCAAGUGGUUUGGCAGGCGAACUAGCGGGGGCCAAGGCGAAAAAGACGAAGGCGGCGAGGAAGUGGAGGGCAUGCGGGUCGACUUCUACCUCGUUGUUUUCCUCAAGUUCAUCGCUAGUAUUGUGCCCACGAUCGAGGUCGACUCGACGACCGCGUUCUAA